This is a messenger RNA of Tachysurus fulvidraco (yellow catfish), 4180 nucleotides long. RefSeq names its product niban apoptosis regulator 1a (gene niban1a). The coding region runs from base 174 to 3875 and encodes 1233 amino acids. The transcript is spliced from 15 exons. The record is from RefSeq and is a predicted model, not a curated record. NCBI's taxonomy places the organism in Eukaryota, Metazoa, Chordata, Actinopteri, Siluriformes, Bagridae.
UAAAGGGAACUACCUACAAGAUCACCUGCUUAUCCAGUGCGCCAUUUGAGACAGAGCCGCUGUGUUGUGAGGCAGCAGUGCGUUUUGAAACUUGACUUAGAAAAGAAACGCAACUUCAAGUGACACAACCUGAGUGCAGGUCAGAGGUCAAAACUAACACUAACAACGCCACUAUGGGAAUAUCGUCCAGUCUUCUGGAUGAAAAUAAACACAACUUCAUUAAAGGUUGGGCGCAGACGGAGCUGAGGAAUUUUGCAUCGAUCUACAAGAAGCAGUACUCUUUGGCCUUUCUCUCCCAUGUCCAUGAUGAGUUGGUGCAGCGGAAACAAGAGCAUACUCAACUCCUUAAACAGCGGGAUCCCCCACAGGAAGCAGAGGUGGUCUACCAGGAGCCUGUGUUGUACUUUUGUGAUAACAGGAAAUGGAAGGAGAGGUUUGUGGUGGUUCGUGCCAAUUACUCUCUGGAGUGCCAUGAGAGCAAUGAGACGCUUAUCAAAGGCAUACCACCACUGUACAAGCUGUCAGCUACAGGAGGCACUAUUCUGACCACAGAAGAGAAAUACAUGGAAGUGGUAGACAGAUGCUUUCCAGAUACUGACAAUGUGAAAGAGGAAUUUGCGCCCCCAGUGGUGGGUAUGCCGGGGCAGUUUCCAGUGUACCUCCGACUGCCAUACCAGAGAGACUACUACUUCUGCUUCCUUCAGGAGGCCAAACAAGCCACGUUUAUCUCUAUGUUAUCUGACUGCAUUCGCCACCAGAAUCAAGACUUCUUGAAGAAGAAAACGUAUGAGGUGCAGGCCUUUGUCAAAGCCAUCCAGCUCUACAGGCAGGACAAGGGCUACUAUGAAGAAUGGGAUAUGCUCUUAGGCAACGAUGUGCAGAUGCUGACUAAUCUAACCAUGGAGGAGCUGAUGCCGUUUUUAGAGAAAGACAUGCUUACUCGUCUGAAGGCCAAGAAGAUGGACAAGAAGAGAAUGUGGUUUGCUACAAUUGAGGCAGCGUACAACCUGGUACAGGAUACUCUGAUGGAGGGGAUGGCUGCUCUGAACGAUGAGUGCCGAGAGACAACCAAGCAGCAGAGUGCACUCAUGCGCUCAGAUAUGGAUCAGAUCAUGAGUUCCCGAGCCUUUCUGGAGAACAAGCUCAGAGCCACAGUAGCCGAGCUGGCUACCGAAUACUGCAAAGAGAACAUUGAGCCUCGCCUGCCGGUCGUUCUGGAGGAGAUGAUGGGGCCCAUCAGCUUGGGCUUUGAGGAAGCACGCCAGGUCAGCGAGAGCAUGAUGGAAUACCUGUGCAAGAAUUAUCAGGCGGGCUUGACCAGAGAAGAGCUGCAACAGGCUUUGGUGGAGAUGAGUAAACCAGACUUAAAGAGCUGUUAUGAGAAAGUAAGUGGCCUGAGGGAUCAGAUCCAUGAGUUCAGCUACCCAAACUGCAGAGGACUGGAGCACAGCACACAAAUUGAUAUACAACAGCUGGUGGACAGUGUGUCCUACACUUUUGAACUACUUCUGAACAAGUCUUUGGAAGACGACACCAACCUAUUAGAUGCCAUGACAAAAGCCAAACAGAGGGUGCUGAAGCAAUACGACUACGACAGCAGCACACGGAGAAAGAAGAUUUUCCAAGAAGCUCUGCUCAGCAUCACUCUACCCAGUGUCAAAGCUUUUCUAGCUCCUACGUUCAAAGAGGAACUGCCGAACUUUGAACAGUACAUAUUUGAUGAUUAUGUCAAUUUCAUCAACGUGGAAAAUGUCUAUGAGGACAUAUUGCAGCAGACACUAGAGCAGGACAUUGGAAAUGUGGUGAAGGAAGCUGCAAGCAUGAAAAAGUACAACUUAUUUAUGGAGUCCAGGUACCGUUUUAGUGUUUCCAGCAGGUACUUCUCUAUGCCUGACAGUCCAGACUACAACAGCUCACCCACAACAGAGCUCAGUUCUCUGCCAUCCUCCCCUUUGUUGAGUCAUGGCCUACUGGAAAGCCCGUGCACUGGUGAAGAUCCAGGUGUUGCUGAGCAGGAAGAGGUUCAGGCUCAUACACAACCAGAGCUUAUUAAGGUACCUGCUGGUGAAGACCCAGGCAUGUCUGAGAAGACAGUGGAGCAGGAGGUCAUCAUUGAGGCACUUGAGCAGACAGAACUUAUUAAGGUACCUGCUGGUGAAGACCUAGGCAUGUCUGAGAAGACAGUAGAGCAGGAGGUAAUCUUGGCCCAGCAGGUAGAGAUUCAAGCACAAGCACAAUCUGAACCUAUUAAGGUAGAAACAUCUGUGAAAGCUGAAAAAGAUCACAAAGUGGAGGAUUACAGAAUGCUAGAUGUACCUGUUACUGCUGAAACUGAGAUACGAGUCACACCUGACACUCUUAUAGAGCACACGGUAGUUGUGGAGGACAUGCUGGUUGCCACUCAAAAUUUGGAGGAGAAAAUGUUCACAGGGGCUCCUAAUGUAGUGGCCAUAAACCCAGAAACAUUGCUAGAUCCAGCUAGCUACUCAAGCAUAGAACCUGCACUGACACCUGCAGGUCUUCCACUGCUCCAGUCUAGUCCACCAGUCCAGGAUAAUCCUCCAGUUGGGGCUAGUGCUCCGAGCCAGGCUAGUCCUACACCAAUCCAGGCUAGUCCUAAACCAAUCCAGGCUAGUCCUAUACUAGUCCAGGCUAGUCCUUCACUAGUCCAGGCUAGUCCUUCUCCAUUAGUCCAGGCUAGUCCUUCUCCAUUAGUCCAGGCUAGUCCUUCUCCACUAGCCCAGGCUUCACUAGUCCAGGCUAGUUCUUCUCCAACAGUCCAGGCUAGUCCUCCAACAGUCCUGUCUUGUCCACCAGUCCAGGUUAGUCCUACACCAGUCCAGGCUAGUCCUUCUCCACUAGUCAAGGCUAGUCCAUCUCCUCCAGUCCAGGCUAGUCCUCCAACAGUCCAGUCUUGUCCUCCAGUCCAGGAUAGUCCUACACUAAACCAGGCUAGUCCUCCUCCAUUCCAGUCUUGUCCACCAGUUCAGGCUUGUCCUCUGCCAGUCCAGGCUAGUCCUACAUUAAACCAGGCUAGUUCUACACCAAUCCAGGUUAGUCCUCCACCAGUUCAGGCUAGUCCUCCACCAGUCCAGUCUUGUACACCAGUCCAGGCUAGUCCUCCUCCAGUCCAGGCUAGUCCUCCACCAGUCCAGGCUAGUCCUCCUCCAGUCCAGGCUAGUCCUCCUCCAGUCCAGUCUUGUCCUCCACCAGUUCAGACUUGUCCACUAGUCCAGGCUAGUCCUCAAAUUAGGACUAGUCCUCCUCCAGACGGGUCUAGUCCUUCUCCAGUACAGGCUAGUCAUUCACCAGUCCAAGCUAGCCAACUAUACCAGUCCAGUCCACCAGUCAAGCCUACCCCUACACCAGCCCAGGCUAGUCCACUUGCCCAGGUUAGUCCUCCAGCUCAGAUUUGUCCACCAGACCAGGCUGGUCCUCCAGUGGUUCAAGCUAGUCCACCGGUCCAGGCUAGUCCACCAGAGGGAGACACAAGGCCCAUGGACCAAGUGUUGCAAAGUGAAAGUGUCAAAUGUAUCUCUGCAGAGAGUGAAACAGAGAGUGCAGCCAGCAUUAGGUCAGAUGAGGUCAUAGUGAGCAAAGUGACAGAGUUUUCUGAUGAUUCAUCUUGGACCACAGAGGAGGAAGGGGAUAGCAUUGAGGAAGAUGAACUGACAAUGGACACCACAGCAGAUAUGCCAAAUGUGUCAGAUGUUAGUUCCAAUGUAACUGACAAUUCUGCAGAUCCCAAAAAUGAAGCUGCCAGACCUUUAGAUUGCAUCAAGGAAAUCCGUGAGCUUGUGAUGGAAGUGAUCGAGGUGGAGGAGAUAGCUCAGCACUACCCUGACAAAGGAGAGGUCCACUUAAACACACAGUGAAGGAGAAUUAAUAUUUAUAAGAGACUUUCUGAACAAUCUGACUCACCGAGUAGUUAAAAACACUGUCAUGACAAGACUUAAUGAGCUUAUUUCUCUAUUAAAGUCACUUGAGUAGUUUAUACAGCUUCAGGAGCAAUGUGAGUAGAAAGCAAAGUGGGUUUUAAGUUGUUUUAUAAUUGUUUUUGGAUUGACUACGGACUUUAAGCUGCUGUUGAAAGAAUGCCUUUAUUUGUCGUGCUGGUGUUAUAUGCUUUCAUGCCCACAAAUAAAUAACUAAAGAAGGGGGAAUAAAAAUAUGUAACAUA